UUCAAGUCUGGAGAAAACAAAUUGAACAAGCAGUUCAAACUCACAGGGUCUAAAACAAAGGACAGAGUCAUUAUUAGAGGACGUACCAAAGCUGCUGUCUAAACCACAAGGAAGUUUUCCCAUUGAGAGGCAAAUAGAAACGGACAGAAGGGGCUUGAUAAUGAUCAAGUGGGCUUUAAGGCCUGGCCAGUUAUACUGAAUUGAAUUCUUGGGGCAGUACCCACACAGAUUUUGCCCCCUCGUUUUAGUCCAGCUUGGACAAGAUAGGGCUUUCCACAGCAAGUUCAGACUACUGCUGAGAAGAGCCGGGGGACACAGAGUCCUCAGGGCCAUCACACACCUCUGGGGAGAUGGAUUUCUAGAACCAGGUGGGUCUGCAAGGCUCCCACCAGCACUGGGGAGGAGCGAUGAGAAUGAGAGCUGGUGGUGUCUCUCGUCCUUACGGGUGCUGCUUUUCAGAAUGUAUAGGAACAGUUUUUCCUCAAAAGGGUUACUUUAAGGGGCUUGGAAAACCUCAUGGAAAAGGAAUUAAAGGACAGCAUGUUUGCUGCCAAAGUUCACAGUAAAACUUUGUUAAGUAAAAACUAUCACAGGUUCAAAACUGUUUUGUACCUAAAUAAGCUUUGAAUUGUAUAUUUUUCGUGAAAUUUUGGAAGUACCCUGUGUUUCAUCUUUAUUUAUCUGCCUUAGAAAAGUCAAAUGUCUGGGGUCAUUGCUGUGGCAUAAUGGGUAAAGCUGCAGCCUGCUGUGCUGCAUCCCACAGAGACACUGGUUUGGUGCCUGGCUGCUCCACUUGUGCUCCAGCUCUCUGCUAUUGCCUGGGAAAGCAGUAGAAGAUGGCAGGGGAGACAGGAAUAAGCUCCUGGCUCCAGGCUUCUGAUCAGUCCAGCUCUUGCUAUUGCAGCCAACUGGGGAGUGGACCAGCAGAUGGAAGACCUCUCUCUCUCUCUCUCUCUCUCUCUCUCUCUCUCUCUGCCUCUGCUUCUCUGUAACUCUACCUUUCAACUCAAUAAAAACAAACAAAAAGUAUCUCAAAUCUUUUAAGUGAGAUGGGCUUUUACCUUAGCUCCAUGCAAACCAGUCCCCAAAUUCUCAUACUCUAUUGUUUUUUCACCUUAUUUAAUAAACGUGUAGUGAGAAUUCCUGGGGUGCUGGUUCUUUCUUCCUAGCCUUGAGGAAGGGACCAGCACGGCAGGAAAUCACACUGUGCAAUUUCCCUGGGCAACCGGAGGAGGGGUCAUCUCCCCAGGGAGGUUUCCUCUCCCAAGACAGCUUGGACAGUCGGUGCCGAGGGACCACCACUUAUUCCUGGGUCCCACGACUGUGCUGGGCCCUAGGGGCUCCUCAAGAACUGCAGGAGAAACCAAUCCACUUGCUGUGUGGGGGUGGGGAUUACCGGGCUCAUUUCCUACCUGAGAUGAGGUUGUAGCUUCCUAGAUAGAAACACUGGCCCUGGGGUUCAGCAUGAUGAUGUCCCAAGGAGCUAGAUCCGAUGCUGUGAUGUACCCAUCGACUCCUCGUUUCUAGGCUGUGCACGUCCUGAGGAAUUGAAGCAGGGAGUCUCUGUUUUUUUCCUAAGUUGUAUUUUAUUUGAGUGAGAGUGAAGAGGGGAAAGAGAUUGCUAGUCAGAGAUGGAGAGAGACAAAGAGAGAGAGAGAGAGAGAGAGAGAGAAAGAGAGACAAAGAGAGAGAGAAAGAGAGAGAGAGGGAGGAAGCAGAGAGGGAGGGAGCUCCUCCAUCCUCUGAUAUACCCCCAUAGAUGACCACCAGGCCUUGGCCAGGCUGAAGCCAGGAGGCAAGAGUUUGGUCAUUGUUGUUACAGGAGCCCACAAUCCCCAAGUGUCUGGGAGUGCCUCGAUUCCUCCCUCCUAGGCGGAGGACCGUCUCGGGGGAUGUAGCUUUCUCGGCUGCCACUGAUGAGGCCUUCCAUGUUUGGACCGCAUGGACCGCACUACCUUCUGGGCUUCCAGGGUUUCUGCCGAGAAAUCUGAUGAUGACUUAGGGGGAAAGGGUGACAAAGCCACCUUCCUCUCAGCUCUGGAGAUGGGAACUGUGUACCUGACAGUGUCUUGGGCAACAGAACACUUGUCCAGUUUACCCAAACCAGAGAGAUUGUUCCAUCAUUCUGAGACACAUCACUCAGGGGGUAAAGGAAGAGGAGGGAACAUACUACGUGGAGACACUAGGAGGUCUUCGAAAGAUACAACUUAUCAUUAUAUUUAAACCAGAAAUGAGAAGGCCUCUGAAGCAAUCUACAGGUUGGAGUUUCUCAAAAAUUAAGUAUCAAUCUCUAUCACCAACCUAGGCCACAAUCUCUCCUGUAUCCGGGUAUCGUUUUUAUUUAAUUGGCAGAUUCUCGAGAAAACCACUGUGGAUGAACUACAGCUCCCAUUGGUCAAUUUCUUGCUCUGACUUCACAAGGCACCACUGUUAUGAAAGACGUAUUAUGACACAGUCCCUGGCUGGGCUGUGAUUGGUCCAUUUCUUGCUCUGAUCUCACAAGGUGCUGCUAUGUGAGGUGAGCCCCCAGAAAGUAUAUAUAGCGGCGGCGGGGGCCUAGAUUUUCGUCCGCCUUACCCAGAGAGCACUCUUUUGUGAUCUGUGUAACUAGGACCCCUCUAACUAGCGUUUGCGCUCGUUGGUGUUGCUUGUGCUUUUUCUUGGUUGUUUGUUUCUGGGUCUAUUUGGUUGUUGCUUUUUCCCAUUUUGUUUAGUUUGUUGUUUUCCUCCUCGUUGUUGUUUUGCCCAUUGGGUCUUUUUUUGCAGUUUUUGUUUAUUUUUGCUUCCCCCACUCUAGUCAGCUAGCACGAUCAGAAGCAUCAGCGUUAGAGUAUUUAGCGGCUUUUCCUCUUUGUUGUGUUCUGUUUUAUUGAGAUAGUCUUGUGGCUUCGCCUUUAGAGUAGUGAGUGUAGCUGCUGCUGUGUCUUAGUCAGCUGGGUAGUCAGUCCCCCGUGGUCCCUUUGUGUUGUAGGCAGUGCAGUGAGGGUCGGUGAUUAGCUAGUGUGCGUCGCGUGAUUUAGGGAGUCGAGAGAGAGUAGUUAGGUGGCCGGCAGCAUGGCCUUCCAUCCUCCCCUGGACGGGUUCCGCUUCGUGGAGGUGAUCGGCCAGGGCGGCUGCGGCCUGGUGAAGCUGGCCCGGCACCUGGCGUCGGGCAAGUACGUGGCGGUGAAGAUCCUCCUGCGAGACUGCUCUCCCAGCAGCACGCUGUCCGCGCAGGGGGAAGCGGCCAUCCUGAGGAGCCUGCGGCACGACAACAUCGUGCGGCUGCUGGAGGAGCGGCACACCAGGACGCACCUGUUCCUGGUCAUGGAGCUGGCGACCAGGGGCUCGCUCCAGCGCUACGUGCUGGAGCAGGGCGGCCUGGCCGAGCCCGAGGCCAGGGCCCUCUUCCGCCAGGUGCUGGCCGCCGUGAGCUACUGCCAUGCCCAGCGCGUGGCGCACCGGGACCUCAAGCUGGGCAACCUGCUGCUGGACGAGCACCUGAACAUCAAGCUGGCAGACUUCGGCCUGAGCCUGCGGCUGGAGCAGGGCACGCUGGUAAGGGGCUUCUGGGGCACCCCCGAGUACUGUGCACCAGAGGUUUUUCUCGGGGAGGCCUACGACGCAUUUAAGGCAGACGUCUGGAGCCUGGGGGUGGUGCUGUUUGCCAUGCUGGCGGGCACGCUGCCCUUCCGCGGCAAGGACACGGAGGAGCUGCAGGACACGGUGCUGUGUGCCUGCUAUGUGCUGCCGUGUACCGUCAGCCCGGCCCUGCAGGAGCUGCUGGCCUGGCUGCUCACCGUCGACGCCUCGGGGAGGCCGAGUGCGGAGGAAGCCAGGACCCACUGGUGGUUCGGCCCCGGCCGAGAAGCCGCCCAGGAGGUCGAGGAGGACGCGGUCACCCUGCUGCAGCCCCUGGGCGUUCCCCGGGACCCAGAGGCCAAGGAGUACCUGGCGGGCCUCGGACUGCUGCCAGGCAAGGGGACCGAGGGGCAGCCAGGAUCUCAGGCCCACAGCCCCGUGUCCCUGCCUGAGUCCUCACGUUGUGGCGAGCGCCACCCCAUGGAGGGCGACGGCGUGUCUCUGGUGUCGGUGUCCUGUGACAGCAUGGCCGUGGACUACGUUUCCUCCGCACAAAGCAGCUACUCCGAGGCCUCCAGCCAGCCACAGCAGGAGCGGAACCCUGCUCCCAGCGCAGCCCCCGAGCCAGUCUCCAAGGCAUUGCCCUCCAGCCCCAGUGCCAGGAGCCCUGUGGACCUUGCUGAGACAGAAGACGCUGCAGCAGCCUGUGAACCUGAAGAGGCUGGGACCGCAGCCACUGCUGACACCACAGGCACCACAGCCAGUGCCCAGGGCAAGAGGCAGGGCCGGCGCGGGGUCGGCAGGAGGAUCCUCGGGUUCCUGCGGAGGGCGUGCUGCGUCCUGCGGUCCCGAAGGAGCGGCCCUGGCCUCCGCUGCUGCAGAGUGGUCCCCCAGUAGCCUCACUCAGCCCCCGUCACCAGGAGCAAUCCGCAGGCUGAGCUGACUGAACGUUUUUCUUGAGCAUUUGAAAAUGCUUCUCAUGAAUAAAAUUCACCAUGUGUGCA
Oryctolagus cuniculus (rabbit) is the source of this 4565-nucleotide messenger RNA. Lineage: Eukaryota; Metazoa; Chordata; Mammalia; Lagomorpha; Leporidae. The record is from RefSeq and is a predicted model, not a curated record.